Messenger RNA from Fusarium subglutinans, 2556 nucleotides. RefSeq lists its product as uncharacterized. The transcript has a single exon. Lineage: Eukaryota; Fungi; Ascomycota; Sordariomycetes; Hypocreales; Nectriaceae. The coding region runs from base 1 to 2556 and encodes 851 amino acids. The record is from RefSeq and is a predicted model, not a curated record.
AUGCGUUCCUUCUCAGCGCUUGUGGCUUUGGCUUUUGCAAGUUCUUUCGAACAUGUUGCUGCCAGCAAUUGUAAGCCCUCGUCACCAGAAGGAGCAAAGACUACGGAUCCCGCUUCGAUUGCCAGCGGAACAUCAACGAAAUCGGUUCCACCGUCUGAAACAACCGACGGACCGGUAGUCAUCACUAAUGCUGUGACGAAUGGCGACUUUGGAGGCUAUGAUCCUUCGUCCGAUGGCGGUAUCUACGCCUUUCAAGCAGGUGAUGCGAAACUCCUUCAAGGCCCAGGAUAUCAGGGAGACCACACCGACGAGAGGAACUGUGUGCAACUCAAGACCAAUUCGGGAACUCCUGGUCAAAAGCGAGAUUUCAUACCCGAUAAUCCCUAUAUUCAACAACAGCUCGACAAUCUGGAGCCCAGUGACUUUACUGUUCGCUUCUGGUACUCUAUCGUGAACAAUGCUAUCGCGGAUACAUGCCGUAUCGAAGGACUUUACGGAAACGUUCAAUUUGGAGCAACUCCAUACUUUCCUAUUGUCACUAAUGGCAACAACUGGUUGGAGUUUGUUGACUCGAUGCCUGUCACCACUACAAGCGGAAUGAUCCGUUUUGAGCUCAACUGUAUCAACGGAGGCUCUGCUGAAGUCUAUUUUGACCAAGUCUUUGUAUCAAACAAGAUCGGUGAUGAAUGGGUUGAUGGCAUUUCAUUGUUCUUUCCUACGUCGAAGCAUGCUGCUACCAUUGCUCCGGCUCAAACAAGCACCGCUCCUGCUGUGGGCACAGCUACGAUCAGCAGCGACAACACCGAGUCUUCUAGCCCUCCUACAAGUCAAGCUUCUCAAGAACAAACUACUACCGAUGAAGCCUCGGCAACUGACAAGACAGUCGAGUCUACCUCCGCCUCCGCCUCCGCCUCUGAAUCAGCCCCGACUUCUGUGCCUACUGAUCCUACCAACUCCGGCCCCAAGCUCUGUGCCAAACUCGGAACAGGCGCAGUUGGUCGAGGCUGCGCCAAGAGGCCUUAUAGCAGCACCAAAGGCUACAAAGGGUACGGCGGAAGCAAGAUCACAAAGGAACAAUGUGCCGCUCUCUGCCUUUCAGAUACCAACUGCCAAAGCUUCGAAUGGCGUUAUUUUGGCAGCGGGUGCGCCAACACAUGUAAUCUCCUUGCUACGAGCUGGGCAGACAUUCCCACCAACGGGGGCUCCGAUUCAGCCUGGGCCUACGAUCGAAGCUGCAUUCAGGAGGACGAAUGCGCCGAGCAACCCGCUGGCUCUGUAUGCGUAAAUGUCAACGCUGACACACCCGCCAAAUCUUGCACUCAAGUCAAAGGCAAAGCGAAAGCUUGUGCCAAGCCCUUCCUAACUGCCCCAACGAACGGCGCCUGCGGUCUUAGUAACGAAUGCCGCGAUCUUUGUGCCAAGUACCCCUCUUGUAAAUCUUAUGCAGCGACCUUUGGCAGCUGUAGCUUGUACGAUGCUAGAUCUUCUGAGGUCGCCGAGGCCGGUAGUGAUCUUUUCUGGUUCACGGACAUGGAUUGCCAUGCUUGUGGACAGGGAAAUGCCUACUUCGAUUACAUAUCUAUUGGUCAAGACCCUACGAACAUGCCUCAGUGGACAUGUGCUGCGGAGGAUAAGACAACUUCGACUCUUGCCGCGCCCACGACUACCAAUCCAGCUGUCACAACCACCUCUGACGCUGAAUCAACCACGAGUGCAAGCGAAGCCAGUGACAAGGCGGACUCAUCGACCGUCGUUCCAACUACAACUUCUAUAUCUCCCUCCGCCACAGCAUCUCUGUGUGCCAACGGCGUUCCAUCCCCUGGAAUUUGUUCCACCGCAAACGUUGUGCCUUCAACAGCAACAUGUGGCAAGCGUGGUUGGCCACACAAUGUUGAGCCAUAUGCCCGUAGUCUGGCUGACUUCCCUAACCAAGACACAUUCGAAGACUGCGCUAUCAUUUGCAAGCUCGAUAGGUCGUGCAAGGCCUUUGCUAUCGACCCUACCCGGUCUGGGAUGAGGUGUAUGUUCAGCUCAGACCCAACUAUCGAUGGAGUCUCCAAUGCACCUGGUGUAUGGAGUAAUUUGGAGUGUAUGAGCUGCACGCUCUGUGGUGACGCAGUCACUUCUUCGCAGCCUGUAUCUGAGGCCCCAACAACCAUGAUCACCUCGACACGGCCAGCUGGCGAGGAUUCCUCCACCCAAGCUGCAACAAGCGCAUCGAGGGAGCCAACCACGACUCAGACAACGCCAGAGCCCACGGAUUGUGCAGUACCCUCAGCCUCUCUAAGCGACGACGUCACCUGUGGUAUCCCCGGUCAAAGCGGCCAACAAGCUCAAAGCGCUCGUCUCUUGAACUAUGUCAUCAAACCAGUUGGAAGUCUGGCCAACUGCGCCGCCGUCUGCCUCCAACGGGCAGAUUGUCAGGGCUUCGCGUAUGUCAAGAGCAACACUGAGUGUUAUCCAUUCAGCGUUGGGCCUGCUGGCUUAGGGAUCACGUAUAAUCCACAGGGCACAGAGAAAUACUAUGAUAGAGGGUGCUUCUCGUGUGCUUCAUGA